AGGUGUAACAGACACAUUCACACAAACAGACGCACACAGACUACCUUAUGACUCACCUCAUCUCAGAGAGGUAGAACAUCUGAAAUCCCUUUUCACUGCAGUAGAGACUCAGCUAUUCGCAUGAAGGACGACGUAGCACCAGCAAACAAGUCCGUCACAGUGAGCAAUGACUACUGUGAUGACAUUGACUUUGAAACUAGAGAGGAAGGAGCUCUCUGGAAAACAGGGCCCUCGUCCAGAUUUGCCGCUGUACCUUUUGUGGGUCAGUCACGCCGGAACACAUGUGUUUUCGGCACUCUGAUGGCUAUUAUAGUGUUGGCACUCAUUAUAACUGUAUCUGUGGGCAAUACCAAAGUGGACAGAAAGUUCUCUGAUGUAGAGAAAAAAGUUGCCAACAUGACUGAUUUUUUACAUUCUAAGAUAGAGCAGUUAGAGAAAAAGGACUAUGAGGUAGUGUCCGAUGCUGCCCAGUUGGAAGAUCAGCUGCACCUACUAGAGGAAGAGGUUCAUGAUAUGACCUAUAAUUUGAAGGGUAUGGAGAAGGUUGAAACUCUGGCAGAAUCUGUGUCUCAGCUAAUGUGCAGCUUCAACAGAUUAAUCCACAACAAUACCAAUCAUGUCUGUUGUCCAAUGGGAUGGUCAUUGUACUCCGGAUUCUGCUAUUUCUUCUCUGAGGAAGGGAAGCCAUGGUAUACAGCAAGAGAUGACUGUCAGAGCAAAAACGCUGACUUACUAGUGCUGAAGAGUGCAGAGGAGAGGCGGUUUGUGGUUAGCAGGACAAUGCCAUUGUAUUACUGGCUUGGUUUGACUGAUGAAGAGGAUCAAGAGUGGAAAUGGGUGGAUGGAACCACAUACAAGCUAGACAGAAGUGAGUGGAUGCCAGGCCAACCAGAUAACUGGCGCGCUCAUGGUUUGGGAGGGGGUGAAGACUGUGCACAUUUUCAUCGUGAUGGAAGGUAUAAUGAUGAUCACUGCUCUCGGAAGUACCGCUAUGUCUGCAAAGUCUCAUCCAGUGGCCUAGUCAUUACCUAAAAUAAACAAUGCUAGAAACAGCCCUUUGUCCCACUGUGUGUGAGAGCUUUGUGCUCACUGUUAACUGAUUGAGACAAACGCUCAAAAUGGCAUAAAAAACUUUUUUUUUUUUGUAUAAAUAAAAAGUUUAUAUCUAAGUCAAGAAAACCAAAACCGGACCAGUUUCAAAAGCAAAAUGUUAUACCACUAGUAACUUUGCAAAAAUAGGAAUGGAAUUAAAUUAUGAGGAUUUAUUAUUAAGCAACUCUAACUGUAAAGGGUUAAUGCAAACAAUAAAGCAUUGCAGCCUCUUUCACUGCA
Messenger RNA from Chanos chanos (milkfish), 1332 nucleotides. It is a transcript of the gene asgr1a, whose product is annotated as asialoglycoprotein receptor 1a. The record is from RefSeq and is a predicted model, not a curated record. Lineage: Eukaryota; Metazoa; Chordata; Actinopteri; Gonorynchiformes; Chanidae. The transcript is spliced from 9 exons. The coding region runs from base 121 to 1032 and encodes 303 amino acids.